Messenger RNA from Penicillium bovifimosum, 1563 nucleotides. RefSeq lists its product as uncharacterized. The record is from RefSeq and is a predicted model, not a curated record. Gene Ontology annotation, molecular function: dipeptide transmembrane transporter activity; allantoate transmembrane transporter activity. Bases 1 to 1563 code for a protein of 520 amino acids. Gene Ontology annotation, biological process: dipeptide transport; transmembrane transport; tripeptide transport. The transcript has 14 exons. NCBI's taxonomy places the organism in Eukaryota, Fungi, Ascomycota, Eurotiomycetes, Eurotiales, Aspergillaceae. Gene Ontology annotation, cellular component: plasma membrane.
AUGCUUUCCCCGCCGCCUAAAUCCGUGGCCAACUCGAAAGAGCACGUAGAGAAUGUCUCUCUCGACCCCACAGACAAGACGAGAGAGGAUAAUCCAGAUGUCGCGGCCCAGAUAUUAAUGGAACAGGAGGACGUUGAAUACACAGCAGAGGAACAUCGAAAACUCGUGCGAAAAAUCGAUUGGCGAAUUGUUCCCCUCGCGGCUUGGGCUUGCGGUCUACAAUUCGUGGACAAAUCUGGUCUCGGUGCUGCCGCGACAUAUGGUCUUCGCGAUGACCUUCACCUAGCUGGACAGGAGUACUCUUGGUGUGUUUCUGUAUUCUAUUUCGGUUAUUUGACAGGGUCGUUCCUGUCGGGCCGCGGCCUGCAAUAUUUCCAUACUGGAAAGUUUAUGGGUGUUGCCCUAUUCAUAUGGGGCGGUGCCUUACUCGGAUGUAUUGGGGCCACAGGAUUUGCUUCGUUGAUGGCUUUGCGCUUCCUCCUCGGGCUUUUCGAAUCAUGCCUUGUUCCUGGACUGUUGCUUGUGACAACCAUGUGGUAUACACAAGAAGAACAGCCUCUCCGGUUCGGGUUGUGGACAGUUACGAACGGUGCCCUUCCAGUACCCUUUCUAGUGAUUUAUUAUGGGCUUGGCCAUGUCACGACUGGUCCCAUAACAUCCUGGCGACUCAUCUUCCUCACCAUUGGACUGCUGAGCAGUCUGACAGGCGUGCUUAUGUUCUUAUUUAUGCCUGACUCGCCCCAAUCUGCAAAAUGGCUCAAUGACCGGGAAAGGGCAAUUGCUGUCAAGCGCGUUGCACAGGCGCAACUUGGCGUUAAAAACAGCGAGUUCAAAUGGGAUCAGGUGGCGGAAACGUUGGGGGAUCCUCAUGCGUGGUUAUUGAUUUUACAGAUGUUCUUCUCCCAGACCGCUGGCUCUGUUACGACGAACUUCCUCGGCAUUGUGAUUAAGGGCUUCGGAUACACUGCCUUGAAAGCACAAUUAUACACGGCUCCAAAUUACGCAGUUCAGGCCGUCAUGCAACUCCUGGUUUCCGGUGCCCCGACACUCAUCCCUUACUUUCGCAACAAGAAACAGCCCUUGGCAGUUAUCGCCAGCAUCAUAGGUAUUGUCGGCGUCGUUAUUUUACUCGUGACUUCCGACGAAAAGCAAUACCAAAACCGUCGUCUCGCGGGUUGCAUAAUAAUUUCAUUCUCCGGUGUCAACUACACGGUGGUGAUGUCUGUAAUCGGAGCCAACUUGGCCGGAUUCACGCGAAAGCAGGUUGUCUCAUCUGCUGCCUUCUCCCUCUAUUGCAUUGCGAAUAUUGUCACACCUCAGACGUUCUUGGGGGAAGAAAGUCCACGAUAUCAAACAGGACUGGCGUUUGUGCUAGCAUGCCUUUCGAUAUACGUUAUUCUUUCCUUGACUACAUGGGUAGUCAUGCGAUUGGAGAAUAACCGCCGAGAUGCGCGCGCUCAAGAAAAUCCCGACUAUGUCAGCAAUGCACAGGGUCCGAGUAUGAUCUCAGGACUCGCAGACCAGACGGACAUUCAGAAUAAACGCUUCCGGUAUUCUGGUUGA